Molecule: messenger RNA, 2043 nt
Organism: Orycteropus afer afer
Lineage: Eukaryota; Metazoa; Chordata; Mammalia; Tubulidentata; Orycteropodidae
Gene: FERMT1
Product: FERM domain containing kindlin 1
Biological process (GO): integrin-mediated signaling pathway; cell-matrix adhesion
Cellular component (GO): focal adhesion
Molecular function (GO): integrin binding
Source: RefSeq, a predicted model, not a curated record
GCAUUUACCACAAUGCUCUCGUCCAGUGAUCUUGGGUCUGCUUCCUGGGAGCUCAUGGUCUGCGUUGACCAUCCAAAUGAAGAGGAGCAGAGAGAUGUCACACUGAGAGUGUCUGGAGACCUGCAUGUUGGAGGAGUGAUGCUCAAGUUAGUAGAACAGAUCAACAUAUCCCGAGACUGGUCAGACUUUGCUCUUUGGUGGGAACAAAAGCAUUGCUGGCUUCUGAAAACCCACUGGACCCUGGACAAAUAUGGAGUCCAGGCAGAUGCAAAGCUUCUCUUCACUCCUCAACAUAAAAUGCUUCGCCUCCGGCUGCCCAACGUGAAGACAGUGAGAUUGAGAGUCAGCUUCUCUGCUGUGGUUUUUAAAGCUGUCAGUGAUAUCUGCAGAAUGCUAAAUAUUAGAAGAUUCGAAGAACUUUCCUUGUUAAAGCCUCCUGGUGAUUAUUUUAAAAAGAAGAAGAAGAAAGACAAAAAUAAUGAGCCCAUAAUCGAAGAUAUUUUAAACCUAGACAGUUCUCCAACAAUUGCAGGUCCACCAGUAAGUCCUGGUUUAUACAGUAAAACCAUGACUCCUACAUAUGAUCCCAUCAAUGGAACACCAGCAUCAUCCACCAUGACUUGGUUCAGUGACAGCCCUUUGACUGAACAAAACUGCAGCAUCCUUGCAUUCAGCCAGCCCACCCAGUCACCAGAAGCACUUGCUGAUAUGUACCAGCCUCGGUCUCUGGUUGAUAAAGCCAAACUAAACGCAGGUUGGCUAGACUCCUCACGCUCCCUUAUGGAACAAGGGAUCCAGGAGGAUGAGCAGCUGCUGUUACGAUUUAAAUAUUACACUUUCUUUGACUUGAAUCCCAAAUAUGAUGCAGUGCGAAUAAACCAGCUCUAUGAACAAGCCAGGUGGGCCAUUCUCUUAGAAGAAAUUGACUGCACAGAGGAAGAAAUGUUGAUCUUUGCAGCUCUACAGUAUCAUAUUAGCAAACUCUCAUUGUCAGCUGAAGUACAAGAUUUCACAAAUGACUCUGAAGUUGAUGAAGUAGAAGCAGCACUUUCUAAUUUGGAAGUUACCCUAGAAGGUGGAAAAACAGACAACACUUUGGAGGACAUUACUGAUAUCCCUAAACUUGCAGAUAAUCUCAAAUUAUUUAGGCCCAAGAAGCUAAUACUAAAAGCUUUCAAACAAUAUUGGUUCGUCUUUAAAGACACAUCGAUGGCCUACUUUAAAAAUAAAGAACUUGAGCAAGGAGAACCAAUAGAAAAACUAAAUCUUAGAGGCUGUGAAGUUGUACCAGAUGUAAAUGUAGCAGGAAGAAAAUUUGGAAUCAAGUUACUAAUCCCUGUUGCUGAUGGUAUGAAUGAAGUGUAUCUGAAAUGUGACCAUGAGAAUCAAUAUGCCCGAUGGAUGGCUGCCUGCAUCUUGGCAUCAAAGGGCAAAACCAUGGCAGACAGCUCCUACCAGCCAGAGGUCCUCAACAUCCUUUCAUUCCUGAGAAUGAAAAACCGGAGCUCAGCGUCCUCAACAGCUUCCAGUUUUGAGAGCAUGGACAUAAACCCAGAAUGUUUUGUGUCUCCUCGGUGUGCAAAGAAACAUAAAUCUAAGCAGCUGGCAGCCCGGAUCCUAGAAGCCCACCAGAACGUGGCCCAGAUGCCCCUGGUCGAAGCCAAGCUGCGAUUCAUCCAGGCAUGGCAGUCUCUUCCUGAAUUCGGGCUCACUUACUACCUUGUCAGAUUUAAAGGAAGCAAGAAAGAUGAUAUCCUGGGAGUUUCGUAUAAUAGGUUGAUUAGAAUCGAUGCAGCCACUGGGAUUCCAAUUACAACAUGGAGAUUCACAAAUAUGAAACAGUGGAAUGUAAACUGGGAAAUCCGUCAGGUGGCUAUCGAGUUUGACCAAAAUGUCUCCAUUGCGUUCACCUGCUUGAGUGCAGAUUGCAAGAUUGUGCACGAGUACAUCGGGGGCUACAUUUUCUUGUCCACUCGCUCCAAGGACCAGAAUGAAACGCUUGAUGAGGAUCUGUUCCACAAAUUGACUGGUGGUCAGGAAUGA